Molecule: messenger RNA, 756 nt
Organism: Talaromyces proteolyticus
Lineage: Eukaryota; Fungi; Ascomycota; Eurotiomycetes; Eurotiales; Trichocomaceae
Exons: 1
Coding region: 1-756 (251 amino acids)
Source: RefSeq, a predicted model, not a curated record
AUGCCUCGUCAUCGCCACUAUUCCUGGCCGUUCAGCGGUCCAACUCGAGUCGAAGAUGUACCAGUGCCAGCGCCACUCAACCCUGACUCUCAAUAUCAACCAUUCACAUCUUCAUUACCGCUACAACAGGAAAACGGGAAGGAGAGAAAACCACUAGCUCUAGUGAAAGAUACAUUCCAUCGACCUCUAAGCCCGGACACGUUGACCUUUCCGUACAGCUCUUCCGACGAAGAGGACGUCUUUAUAUCCGCCGGGAUUGUCUCGAAAGAGAAACAUCGACGACAUCGGACAAAGAAAAGGCGACGAUCUCGAGUUCACAAGAAGAUAACAAAAAACCAACCCAAAGAACAUGACCAUGCCGAGAAAAAUGAGAGCCAUGAGCAACGUGAAGAACAAAGAGAGGUGAUCAUCUCCUCCAUCACAGAAGCCAACCACGUCCCCACCGCGAUGCUGCGCCGCAUCAUCUGGCCACGACUCGAGAAAGCUCGGCAGUUUCUGAUUCCUUUACAUCUUCACUUCUCAUCGUCACUGCCGUCAUCGGGGUCCACGCAUUCAUCGGUAUCGUCCGCAAAGGAGACUAUUGUCCUGUCGUGUGCAAGUACGCCGACGUUGUCGGAGACGGAGGAUGUUUCGUUUUCGAUGGCCGGGGAGGAUUGGAGAUUGCGUCCUGGGAGACGACAUCGACGAUGUCAUUCGGAGCAGCCUCGGGCAUGGAGAGAGCCUAGUGCAGGACUGUGGACGUUGGAUGAAGAGUGA